AUGAAGGAAUAUAAUAAAUUGAAAAGAACAACUGCGCAUGUUACCCAAUUUGGGGGUCCCAAUUCUCUGCAUUUGAGGUGGCCUGCAUCAGAUGGGCGAACCAAUCGCAAUCCUAAGUUGCCAACUUCGGCGGCUUCAGCCUUGCACAUAAGGGUUUGUGAAGCUCAUAAGAGUGGUUGGAGAGUGAUGUCAUGCUUCUCCUUCAAAAUCUUUUCCACAGUAGUGUCUCACAAGAUCGAAGAACCUCGUUAUUUGUUCACAGAAGCAAAUUCUGAGUAA
This is a messenger RNA of Sphenostylis stenocarpa, 279 nucleotides long. The record is from the annotation of a GenBank genome assembly. Lineage: Eukaryota; Viridiplantae; Streptophyta; Magnoliopsida; Fabales; Fabaceae.